CCGCCCCCCUAGAACCAUCUCAAUGAGAUGCAAACAUGAAAGACAAGAGGAAGAAGAAGGACCGCACCUGGGCCGAGGCUGCCCGCCUGGCAUUGGAAAAACACCCCAACUCACCAAUGACUGCAAAACAAAUACUGGAAGUCAUUCAGAAAGAAGGAUUAAAAGAAACAAGGAAUGGAACCUCUCCAUUAGCUUGUCUGAAUGCAAUGCUUCAUACUAACACUCGUGUAGGUGAUGGAACAUUCUUCAAAAUCCCUGGGAAGUCAGGACUGUAUGCUCUCAAAAAAGAAGAAUCUACAUGCCCAGCAGAUGGAACAUUGGAUUUAGGAUGUGAAUCUGAGUUAGAUGGCACUGAAAUGGCUGAGACAAACAAUAGUAAUGGAGAAGAAAAUGGAGUUUGUCCAAAGCAGAUACCUGAAGAAGCGUCUUCCAAUCGAGACUCAAGCCUUACUAACACACCAGUGCAAAGCAAGCUAGUGUCUUCCUUCCAGCAGCACACCAAAAAGGCACUUAAACAGGCUUUAAGACAACAGCAGAAAAGAAGAAAUGGAGUCUCAAUGAUGGUAAACAAGACUGUUCCUCGUGUUGUUUUGACACCAUUAAAGGUGUCUGAUGAGCAGUCGGAUUCACCUUCAGGAUCUGAAUCUAAAAAUGGUGAAGCAGACAGUUCUGAUAAAGAAAUGAAACAUGGGCAAAAAUCUCCAACUGGAAAACAAACAAGUCAGCACUUAAAGAGAUUAAAAAAGUCUGGUUUAGGACAUUUGAAAUGGACCAAAGCUGAGGAUAUUGACAUAGAAACACCAGGAUCUAUUCUAGUGAACACUAACCUGAGGGCUUUAAUAAACAAACACACCUUUGCUUCCUUACCUCAGCAUUUUCAACAAUACCUCCUGCUUUUGCUUCCAGAAGUAGACAGGCAGAUGGGAAGUGAUGGAGUUUUGCGCCUCAGUAGUUCCGCUCUAAAUAAUGAAUUCUUUGCAUAUGCAGCACAAGGGUGGAAACAACGAUUGGCAGAAGGAGAAUUUACUCCAGAAAUGCAGUUGCGCAUCAGACAAGAGAUUGAAAAGGAAAAGAAAACAGAACCUUGGAAGGAAAGGUUCUUUGAAAGGUUUUAUGGUGAAAAGUUGGGAAUGUCAAGAGAAGAAUCUAUGAAGCUCACUUCAGUACAGAACAGUGAUGAAGAUGAGAGUAGUUUGCUGUGUGGAUCUUCUGGUAUACCUGGUCCUUCUAAACAAACAACUUUUGAGGACCAUGAACAGAAAAGCAUGAAAAUUCCACCUCUUCCUGAAAGAGAUUUCUGUCAGUCUCUUUGUAAUGUGGAACAGGUUCCAGUCAAGGAUCUAAUGGCGGAAUCAGAUUCAGAGGAUAUAUUGGUACCUGACGAAUCUGUAAUUCAGGAAGAGAUUGCUGAGGAGGUUGAGACAAGUAUCUGUGAAUGCCAAGAGGAGAACCAUAAAACAGAACAUGAGUUUUCUGAGGAGCCAGUAAGUCCAGCUGGUACUAAUGAAGAAGUAGAAGCAGUGCCACUUGCAGACAACUCAGCAUCCUGUGUUGUGAUGAAUGAUGUAGUUGAUACUUUGUCUCACAUUGAAAUUAAAGUGGAGUUGAAAUCAGAAUGUCCUCAGGAAGAAAUGUCAGUUGUGAUUGAUCAGCUGGAGGAUUGCUUAUCACCUGCACAAUCUGCUUCAUCUACGAACUCUGUCAGCGAUACAGCAGAGAGGGAUUCUGAGUCUACAAAAGAGCUAAGUGCUCCAGAAACACAAAACUCUGCUCUAGAAGGCUCAUUGUUCACUGAUGGAGGCAUUGCUGUUGAUAUGGAGCUACAGAGUGACCCUGAUGAACAGUUAUCUGAAAAUGCUUGUAUUUCUGAAACUUCCUUUUCCUCUGAAAGCCCAGAGGGACCUUGUAUCAGUAUUGCCUCUCCAGGAGGUGACACACAGUCCACUUCAGAGGAACCCUGUACUCCAGCAUCUCAUGAAACGGCUUGUUCAUCUGAGGCAGCCAGCAGUGAAAAUAUUGAACCUGAUAGUCAGCAAAAGACCAUUGAAGAAAGCCUGCACACACCUUUAAUGUCAGAAAUAUCUCCAGUGUCCACUUCACCUGUAACCUCAGAAGCAUCUCUGACAUCAAACUUACCUUUGACAUCAGAGGCAUCACCAGCUUCUAAUUUACCUUUAACAUCAGAAACCUCUCCAAUGUCUGAUUUACCGUUAACAUCAGAAACCUCUUCCGUGUCUUCUGUACUUCUAGCUUCUGAAACAUCUAUGGCAACCAGUUUACCUUUUCUGUCAGAAACAUCUCCAAUUUCUAAUUCCCCCCAGAGUGAAAGACUUAUUCUGCAACAAAGGAAAUCACCAUGUUUAUCUGAAGAAUCCCUCUCCCCUUUAAAAGAAGAAACUUCAACCAUUCCUAAGGCAUCUCAAGAGGAAAAUCUUAUUGCACAAGAGAAACUGAUUCAGAGUACAGCUGAAACUAUGAAAAUGGGUCCUCUAGCAAAUAUACCCGAAAGUUCAAUAUUGGAAGAGCCCCAGAGCAAAAAUCUUACUCAUCAAUCAUGUAGAUCACAUACUGAAAUUGAGAAAUCUUAUAUUGCUUCCAUUUCAGAACUCUCUUCUCCAGAAGUGAUCAAAAUUAAAAAUCAUCAUGUUCAGCAAAGAAUGGAAAAGAAAGGUGUGCUCUCGCCAUUAGAGAUAUCUGUCGUAUCAGAAGGGACAGUGGGCAAAAGCACUGAACUCCUUCCAGUUAAACCACAUGAUAAAGUAUAUACCUCAUCUCUAGAAAAGACUUCAUUCUCAGAAGUGUGCAGAAGUAAGUCACACAAACAACAAAGCAGUGCACAGAUACGGCUGGAGAGUUCCCAUUCUUCUAAGUUAUUAGAACCCACAAAAUCACCUGAAGUAAGAAUUGAAAAUAGAGAUGCAGAGAUCCCAAAGCGAAAGACUGCAGAGCAGCACAGUUUGGGAAUCUGUAAAGAGAAGAGAGCUAGAAUAGAAGAUGAUCAGUCUAAUCGUAAUGCUCCAUUGACAAGUCCAUCCGAGAAAGAGCAGCCACCUAGAGAAGAGCCCCGAGUCCCACCCCUCAAGAUUCAACUUUCAAAAAUUGGGCCACCUUUUAUUAUCAAGAGUCAACCUGUUUCAAAACCAGAACCUAGGGUUUCCCAGAGUACAUCAGUCAGCAGCGGGAGGAACACUGGGGCUAGAACUCUUGCAGAUAUCAAGGCAAGAGCUCAGCAAGCUAGAGCCCAGAGAGAGGCUGCAGCUGCAGCUGCUGUGGCAGCAGCUGCAAGCAUAGUCUCUGGAGCAAUGGGGAGUCCCUGCGAAGGUGGGAAGACAAGAACACUGGCACACAUCAAGGAGCAAACAAAGGCCAAACUAUUUGCAAAGCAUCAAGCCAGAGCCCAUUUACUCCAGACCAGUAAAGAAGCAAAGUCUCAGAUCAGUUCAAAGGAAGGUCCUUCGUCCGUAGAGACCUCAACUCCUUCUGACACAAAGAUUGAAGUUUCUACUGGUGUCAUUAUAGUUAAUCCUAACUGCAGGUCUCCUAGCAACAAGUCUGCUCACCUCCGUGAGACUAACACUUUACUGCAGCAGUCACUUAACACAGCUGCAUUGCCAGAAACUGCUACGGACAUAUCUGUGCACAGUUCUGAUGAAAACAUACCUAUGCCACAUUUGUGUGAGAAAAUUAUCUCAUCUACCUCCACUGAAAAUAACAAUGUGCCAGUGCUUUAUAGUAAAAAUUCAGUCCCUGCGUCUGUUUGCAGCACUGCUAUGUCGGGAACAAUUCAAGAACUUCCCUUUGCAAGUUCUCUUGAUAAAUCCUCUGUUUUAAUGUCUGUUGACAGUACAAACACAACAAUUUCGGCUUGUAAUGUAAACAUGCUGAAAUCCACCCAAGGGGUUGAUACUCCAUGCAUUGCCAUUGUACCAAAAUGUAUUGAUAACACUAUUGUUCCAACCUCAAUAGACAGUACAGUCUUAUCAAAUUCAAUUGAUGAGAAAAGGUUGCCAGUAUCAAGUAGCAGUGCAAAUAAUGCAGUCUCCAGUCAAUAUACCACUGUGCCGACUUCGUCCAUUGCAAGUAAUUUGCCAAAUCAUCUCCCAGGUAGUUCUGUACUGAUUCCCCCAGUGGGGACUACUGCUAGAUUUUCUUCUGAUAAGAUAGCCAUAACUGGAUGCAGUGAGCAAAGUACUGUAUCCAUUAACACUACUGUUAGAACGGCUUUAAGUUGCAGUGAUGCGGCUGCAGUAGUAGAUUCUGUUGCAAGGCCACCCAUUUCAAUGUUUGCUGGUAAUAUGGUGACAAUAAGUUCUUAUGACAACACUGCUAAAUUAAGUGCUGACAACUUGGAAAAAAGUUCUGGACCACGAAACCGAAUAGAUCUGUCCAGUAAAUCUCAGCCAGUGAACUUUACACAAACAGCCAUGAACCGGUCUAUACCUUGUAAAGUCAUUGUUGACCACACUACGACAUUAAAUUCCAGUUUGUCACUGGCUGCUUCCAUUGAAAAUGCAGAAAACAGCAUAGAUCUGCAGAGCAGACUUGUGAGGGCAGAAACUGCCUUACAAAAUAUAGCCUGUCCUCAGGUGUCUGUAAUAAGCAGGCCUGAAAUAGUCAGUAAUGAAAGCCUUGAGCACAGUUCCAGCUUCAUAACUGUUACAGCAAAGCAAGAGGGCAAAACCUUGCAGGCAGCUUGUACAAGUCUUCAAGAAGUGCCUCUUACUCCUCAAGAUAAAUUAAUUGAGGUUGUUGCCCCCAGCCAAGGUUUUGUGGAGCAGUUACGAGGCCCUUCAGCCUUUAAAAGUGAAGCAGAUGCUGCCUGUGUCAAUCAGUAUAACACUAAUAACAGAAUUUGCUGGCAUGAUGAAGAAGCAAUGCACACAGACCAGCCAGUGGUCAGCCAUCUUAACCCAAAUAAGCAUAAAGAAUAUACAGAGCAGAACUGUUUAAAAAAUGUCAAAACUGAACCUUCAAGUUACACGCAAAUGUCAGAGUUGCAGUCAAGGAGUCUUAUGACAAGCAUCGCUGUUCCUGUUAAAUCAGAAACUACCGAAUCUGACAAGUGCUUUAGGAUGGACACUGAAGAUUUUACCGGACCUGAAAUGCCUAGUCAGACUGCAGAAAUAGCCACAAGUGCACAGCCGACACAGACCUCCAAGACAUCUGUUACGGAUUCCAUGGAGGACUCUUUGUCAUUGACAACAGAAACCCUAAAAAGAGUUACAAGUGCUGGAAGCUCUAGCUGUCGUUUGUCAUCAGUUGAGGCCAACAAUCCUCUAGUGACACAGUUACUGCAAGGCAACCUGCCUUUGGAAAAAGUGCUGCCGCAGCCCAGAUCAGGAGCCAAACUAGAAAUUAACAGGCUUCCUCUGCCUUUGCAAACUACCUCAGUGUGUAAAACAUCAGCAUCUGAGAGAAGUAUGGUUGAAAAUCCUUCCAGCUCACCCAAUCCAGAUGGUAAAGGAUUUACAGCAGGCAGCAUCGCCCCACUGCAAAUUAGAAAGCGUGAAAACCAUCCAAAAAAGCGGAUAGCCAGGACUGUGGGGGAGCACACUCAAAUGAAAUGUGAGCUUGGGAAGCUAUCAAUGGACACAGAUGUUAAAGUGGCUCCUUGUGUGAUCAGUUCCAACAUGAAUCAACUAGGGCAUGGUCAGCCAUUUAAACAAGAGUGGCUGAGCAAACAUGCAGUUCAGAACAGAAUUGCACACAGUCCAGAGAUCAAGCAGCAGAAGAGGCCACUGCCUUCGUGCAGUUUCCAACAGAACUUAUUUCACAUUGACAAAAACGGCAGUUUUCAUGCAGAAGCUAGUACCUCACACAGACAGCAUUUUUACCAAAUGUCCAUGGCUGCAAGAGGCCCCAUUCCUACGGCAGCUUUGUUGCAAACUACUUCAAAAGUCCCAUCUGGCUGCAAUGCGUUUGCUUUCAGUAGGCACCUGGAACAGAAGGGUUUGGGAGAGGUCAAUAUUUCUGCAGCAGCUCACCAGCUGAGGCUAGGAAGUGUUUUUUCCCCUAAUAUUCAAAUUAAGGAAGGUGAUGACAUUGCUAGUGCCUCACAAACUCUCCAGAAUAAAACAUUAGUGCAUCCUCCUCCUCCUCCCCCUAUUCCAAACGCAGAAGUCCCAUCUGAUCAAAAACAACCGACAGUUACUAUGGAAACCACUAAAAGACUUAGUUGGCCUCAGCCAGCAAGCAUCUGUAGCAAUAUAAAAUCUGAACCUGUUUCUUUUGAGGAAGGUUUAAGCAGCAGCUGCGAACUGGGCAUAAAACAAGCUUCCUACGAUCAGAAUGAAGUAAAAGAACAGUUAAAAGCAUUUGCAUUAAAAAAUGCAGAUUUCUCUUCCUAUUUACUUUCUGAGCCACAGAAGCCUUUUACCCAAUUAGCGACUCAGAAAAUACAAACACAGCACCCACAGCAGCAGCAGCUCUGUGGAAAUUAUCCAACUAUACACUUUGGUAGCACAAGCUUCAAAAGGGCAGCAUCUGCGAUUGAAAAAUCUAUUGGAAUUUUGGGAAGUGGCUCAAAUACUGCUACAGGUCUGUCUAAUCAGAACGUUCCGAUUCCGGUUCAGAAAUUUGCUGACAGCAGCAAUGCAGAUGAACUGGAACUGAAAUGCUCUUGCAGGCUGAAAGCCAUGAUAGUGUGCAAAGGCUGUGGAGCCUUCUGCCAUGAUGACUGCAUAGGCCCUUCAAAACUGUGUGUAGCUUGUUUGGUUGUACGGUAGAAACUGAGUCAAAGAUGCAGUAUCCCUUCUCAGCUUGGGAGAGCAGAACAAAGAAGUGGAGAAAUUGUAACAUUUUAGGUCCUUUUUUUUUUUUUUUUCUGGUGAUGCUUUGUUUCAGAAUUUAGUUAUUUCUGCUUGCAUGACAUUCCCUGGAAAGAAGAAGAAACCGUUAGAAUUUCUUUUUAAAAAAUAACAAACUUGUUACUAAGCUUCUAUGAGCUUCCUUGCUGUUUAAAAGAAAAGGUAUAAACAUGUCAUUCCUAGCUUCUAUUUAUUUGCACAAAGUGCAGCACACUAUUUCCCCACUAAUCUAUUAUGAUAGCAGACCCUCUAGGUUAAGGAUAACAGGUUAGUUGUAUUCUCAUGAUUUCUAACUGCCGGGGUACUGCAAGUGCAGAGAUAACAAGAUGAUUAACAAAUUGAGUAAAGACUGCUUUGGGUAAAGUAGCUUGGUGUUCUGUUACAAAUCACCUUCAGAGCUACUAAAUUAACUUGCAAUUUUUCUAAUGAUGAUUGCUUUCUUGAACCCACCUUUACCAUCUCACUCCUACACAAAGCAUUAUGGAGGUAAGGUUUUAAUUGUCAGCUGUUCUUGUUGAUUCCCUGAGAAUUAGAUUUGUAAAUGUGGUUUGAUUAGCUGGACCAUGUCUAGAAUCUCUUGGCUUUAAUGGAGUGUAGAGGAAGUAACGACUUCUCUUAGAGAGCUGAGCACCCUCUCUUUUUCCCUCUUCCCCAAACCUUCCCUGUACACCUAUUGUGCUAUCUAUCCCAAACACAUAUAUGGGUCAGGUCUAGGUAACAAAUAGGUUCUGGAUUUCAAUAGCAUUUCCGUGGCCUAAGGUUGAUCCUAAGGUAUAAAUAAUAAUUUGAGGACAGAUUAUAAUUGUGUGUUGAGGUGAAUAGUAGAAAAUCAGUUAUUUUCCCUCCUAUAUGCUUUACUAUCUAUUUAAAUAUGUUUAAGUUUUGACUUUUUUAAAAAAUUAUUUUCAAAAAUGACUUAACACUACCUUUUUCUGUUAAAGGUUUCAGACCACCUAUAGUAUCUUUUGGAGAGUUGGGAGUAAAGAGGUGGCGGGUUUUAAAGGGAUACUGCAUCUUUUAAAUAAUCUUCAGUAUUUAUCCAGUACUGUAUUUAUGUUGAGGACUACAGCUGCAUUCCAGAUGCAUUAGCCACCAUAACAUCAGAGGACAACAGCAGUAAUUUUGGGGCCCUGUCCACCUAAAAGAAAAAUAUUAUAAAGGGAUAAAGCACAUGCAGCUGUUGGGGACAGGAAAAAAUCUUGCUGUUGUUUUUUACUCCAGAUUCAAGAACACAAAAUGUGCAGUACGAGUACCCCAUAUGCUGACAUGCGGCUGACAACCCAAACAAAUAUGAGCAUAGAGAACAACGUAAUUUUUACCAUUGCAGUAGAACCUCACUAAUAUAUACACACCUUACCAUCUGCACAAAAAACAGACAUUCUCUCCCUAGUUCUUAGUGAAACAUGUAAUAGCAGUGAGUUGAGGUCUCGUAUUAAUCAGAUUUUAGUAUUUAUACAAAACAUAACACUACACAUUUACUGGUAUAUCUGGAAGUAUUAACAUUAACAAUAAAACUGUUAAAUGAAAAAAGUACACUAUAUGAUCCAUUAUACUUGUUUAUUUAUGAUCUUUUCUUGCUUACUAAUUUAUAAUUAUUUAAUUUGUAAUCGGUCUCCCUGGCAUCAAUGCAUAUUAGUGAGGUUCUACCAUAUAUGCAAAUCCCAUUUAUUUUCUUUUGGAACCAUUUUCACAAACAUAAAAUAUACCAUUCCUUUUGAUUGUCUUAAAAAAUUCGUUGGAACAUUGUAGGAAGUACAUUCCUGCCAUCAGAAGUUCUGUGGUGCAACUAGAGUUCUGUUUUACUGUAGUAGUGACAUCUAAGUAUUAAUUAUGGACACCAUGUGAUCCAAAGCUAUUGACGAUUCCAUUAACAAAAUUGUUGCUGAUACAAUAAUAUAUUUUCUGUAUACAAAAGCACUCCUUUAUGAAAGGUGAAAAUCCCACAGAUUUUCCACUUUUUCAGACCUUUCUGUGGAAUGAAAAACAAACCAAAAAUAAACAGUUGAAAAGUAAUUUCCAGUGGUAUGCUGAUGGCUACCCAAAUGGGAGCUAUGAUAAUCACAUGGGUAAACAUGAGUAUAUUGUAGUCAUGCAUACCAAACCAUAUUUAAGGAGCCUUCUGUAUUGGACUUAUAUCCUAUUGCAUUUACAUAUGGUAGAGGUAGAAUUUAUUCCCUUAAAUAAACAGAUUGGCCAGUUCUUAAAAUCAUGAUAACCUGUAUUUAUAUGAACCCUCUGAGAGCUCGGAAUCUUUUUACUUCUGGCUCAGAAUCCCUUGUCCACAGCACAUAUCAGUAUCUGUUUUUACUUGCAACUUGAAAUAUAUUCUACCCAUGACUGACAUGGUAUUGAAAGAAAAUGUAGCAUCCAAAAAUGUUUUAUUUUGAAUGACGGAUGAGGGAGUAAAUAAUAUAAUAUGAAUUCAUGUCAAUGGCAUCUUUGUUCUAUGGUUGCAGUUUGCAUAUUUGAGAUAAGAUAAAAUGUUAUAUAAAACUGCUUUGGACAAAAUGAUGCUAAAUAAUAUAAUACAAUUGGCCAACCCCCUUCAUGGUGCCAUUGCAUUGACUUCUAUUUGACAUCAGUGGAGUUGCUUUAGGAAUGAAUUUGACCCACUAUUUAGAAACAUCUGGUGAGUGAUGUAAGUGAUUUAUAGCCAUGGUGUAAAAUUCCAAAAGCACCUAACUGAUUUAGGAGCCUGAGUCUCCUUUUAAUUUUAAAAUUAGUCUGACUUUUAAUUUGAAAAUGGGACUUAUGUUCCUAAAUAAUGCAGGUGCUCUUGAAAAUUGUACCCUCCUAAGGGCUUGUCUACAUUACCGGCUGGAUCGACGGGCAGCUAUCGAUCCAGUGGGGGUCAAUUUAUCACAUCUAGUCUAGACGUGAUAAAUCGACCACCAAGCACUCUCCCAUCGACUCGGUACUCCUCCAGGGCAAGAGGCGCAGGCGGAGUCGACAGGGGAACAUCAACUGUCAACUUACCAAUGAAGAUACUGUGGUAAGUAGAUCUAAGUACGUCGACUUCAGCUAUGUUCAUGUAGCUGAAGUUGCGUAACUUAGAUCGAUUCCCCCCCCCCUCCCUUAGUGUAGACCAGGCCUAAGAUUAGAACUGAAUUUUGGAUUGCUCCUGUUUUUGUCUAAUUUUGUCCCAAUUUCAAUCCCCAUGUCACUCUGUUUUGUUAGUGAUCGUGCAGUUUGCACUGUUGAACAUUUAAGGUUUAUGCACUGAAAAGUGGUGAGAAUAAGCAUUACUUAAGAAGACACCUCUGUGUGUUUGCGUGUGUCAGUCCAUCCAUCCUUCCCGCAGGAAUAAUUUACACACAUGCAUUUUUGGAAAAUAUCCAAAGUUUUUUCCCUAGUUGCAGCACUUUUGGGAGAGAGGAAGAAAUACUCUUGUGCUCCUUCCUUCCUUUUUUUUUAAUCUGCUUAUUUUUGAGGUGUGUCAUUAACAUUAGGGCAUUUGUAGUGUGUAUGUUUGUCUGUUUCUGUGCAGAACUAAUUUUCCAGUCAGAAAUUCCCUUAGUUGAAAUACUAUAAAAAAAUUGGUGAACUGGGCACUUCAUUUCAGCAUUCUGUUUACUUGCUGAGGUUUAGCACGUGAAAUGAAUUAACUUAAAAAUAAGGUUGAGCCAUAAAGCAGAAUAAUAUCCCUUUUCUUGAUGAGGGCUCUGUGUUGUUAGGAUAAGUUACAGAAUGUUCAGAUUUUUUCAGGGUCCUGGAAUUCCUUGCACAGUUUAUAAACUGGUGCAUAUGGUGCUUUGUAAUGCAGUUUCUGAAGUAAAAUUAUCUUAUGCUGCACCUCCCUUCCCCUUACAAACACACGCACAAUUUCAGAAUAGUUAUUGUAGCCUCUGGUUUAGCAGUUUUACCAAGGUGUGGUGAAGUACCAGGAUGAACACUUAAAAGCUCAAAAAUGUCAUCUAAAGGGAUCAUCUUAGCUGACACAUGCGAACGGCCCUGCUUUAAACACUGAAUGACUUUCUACAGUUUUGUGACAGCAGCACAGUGGUUUUUUAUCUGUGUUUCUGUAGAACUUUGAGGGAAAGCAAAAAAUAAUAUUCAGUGUGAAUAAUCAUGGACCUGUGAAGCUAAAUGUUUCUGAAUCUAAAAAUCCUGUUGUCUUCAGUAAUCAUGCUUUUGUCACUGUAAAACCAACAAAAACAUUUUUAGUCUAAUUUAAAGGAGCUGCUUCUUUUAUAGCACAUAAUAUUUCGCUUUGUACUAUAUUUGAUAGUUACAGAAUAAUUUAGUCUGUAGAAUAACUUUGUCGUAUUUGUACUGUUCAUGAAUGUUACAAGAAAAGUGCUUUACUUUGUUGCCAUAAUUCUCUUGUACUGCUGUAAAAUAUUUCUUCUGCUUUACAGAAACCUAACUCAAUUCACAAUUUCAGUACAGGGUUUUUUGUGUUUUUUUUUUUUAUAUUAUUUUUUAUUUGUCAGUGUUUUGAAUGUUUACAUCUGUUUGACAUUAGCCAUUCAAUGCCUUUUUAGGGCAGUAUUACUCCUGGAGUGUAACAGCAAUGUGAAAUCAACCCAUAUUUAACAUGCAUGAGAAAUACAGAUUUAAGGGGGAAAUCCCUGACAUGCAUAGAUUUAUUUUUUUUUCCAUCAACAUAUGGAGAAGUAAAAACCCUCCUUCAAUCCUCUACCAAAGAAAACAUUAUUCCCACAGGACAAGCUCAGAAAUGGUUCUCUGAAUCCUCGGAAGGGGGAGUAGUUGAUUUCAGUGGGGUUGCUACAAUUUAAUACUGUUAUGCUUGCUUUGUUACCUGACUAAAUGUGACUGAGUGCAAGAAGCAUUUUAACAAUUUUUUUUUUAAAGACAGUGUUUUCUUUAGAAAUCAGGGAUCAUGCUUUCUUUAAUGGUGCUCUUCAUUUUUUAUUUAAAAAAACAAAAACAAAAAACAUUUGUUGCCUACAAAAAUGACCACUCACAAAACCAUAAAUUAAAUACAUUGAGUUGUCUCCAUAUUUUCUCUCUUCUCCCUCUCCUUUUUCCCUUCCUGCUCCCCUGAAAAUAACAACAUGGGCUUCAAUAUUAAAAUAUUCUGGAAAAAAAUAAAGAGAUAAAAUAUA
Messenger RNA from Malaclemys terrapin pileata, 11875 nucleotides. It is a transcript of the gene ASXL3, whose product is annotated as ASXL transcriptional regulator 3. NCBI's taxonomy places the organism in Eukaryota, Metazoa, Chordata, Testudines, Emydidae. Gene Ontology annotation, cellular component: PR-DUB complex. Gene Ontology annotation, biological process: positive regulation of transcription by RNA polymerase II; animal organ morphogenesis. Gene Ontology annotation, molecular function: chromatin binding; peroxisome proliferator activated receptor binding; DNA binding. The coding region runs from base 36 to 6725 and encodes 2229 amino acids. The record is from RefSeq and is a predicted model, not a curated record. The transcript has 13 exons.